UUCGCACAGUAUAGGAGCGUUACCAAAAAUCAGCGCGUGAUUCGUGCCGCACAGUAAACUUGGCCCUUACCGACCCUGUGCCAAGAAGGCAAGCAAGCCAAGGCUGAGUUUUCUUUUCGUCCAUCGUUGUUUCUCUCUAAUUUUAGCAUCAUCCGAAGUGUUGAUUCGUACCGUCUGGAGCAUAUGGGAAAAGGCAGCAUUCGGUCGGUGUGUGUGAGAUAGUGAAACAGAGCACAAACAGCAGCAAACGAACGAGAGUUGAUUUGACCUUCCGGAGUAGUACCCGGAGCCGGAGUUUUUGCAGAAGCAGAAGGUGAUGUGUGCGUCUAUGGUUUCCGAUUCGUCGCUGUUGGUAGUCGCUAGACGACGGGCAGCAGCAAAAGCCGCAGCCUCCCUUGGCAACGAUUGCCACCGUCGGUAGUGUACCGUAAGCAGACGGGGAAGGGAAAAAAAAUACAUUUUCCACCACCAUACUAACACACGCCGGCUAGCAGAUUGGCGGGUGCUGCAAAUUAGUAGGGUUAUCCGAAAGGUUCUACCCUUUGUGAAACGAUACCUAUCAGGCGGAUGCUUCUCGUAAAGGCGAAAUUAAAAAAAGAGUAGUAUACCUUCUUAGUGCAGUGCGCGUAUGAGUGUUUGUGGUUCGGUGUGAAUGUAACAAAAAAAAAGUUUUCAAACCCCUUUAUUCAGUCUUGUGUUUUGUGAAACAAAAAAAAUCGUGUAUCUAACAAGUUUCCUUACGAAUAGAUAAGCUUUUGUGUGUAAUAAGUGCAUAAGCGAGCGGGUGUCGUUUGUAUGUUCAGCUAUAGCGUGUAGUUAAAUCAUCCUCAAGCCUAGAAGAUACGCUAACUCGUACCAUCAUGUCGCUGGACAACCGGAACACGUCCGCCCAGUUUAAGCGGGCGGAACAGCUGAAACGCUGGGAGGAGUCGGAAAUUAACAAAAAGUUAAGCGGCGUCCCGAAGAGUCCGUCAUCUCGGCGGAUCAAAUUUUCGUCCGGCUGCAUCUUCCUAGCGGCUUGUGUCGCUGGGGAUAAGGAGGAAGUUGAGUGGUUGCUUAAGAAUGGAGCUGACAUCGAUACGGCCAAUGUCGAUGGGCUAACCGCUUUACAUCAGGCGUGCAUUGAUGACAAUUUGGAUAUGGUGGAAUUUCUCGUACAGAAAGGUGCCGACGUAAAUCGAAAGGAUAACGAAGGUUGGACACCAUUGCACGCCACAGCAUCAUGCGGAUUUCUCAGUAUAGCACGCUAUCUGAUAGAGAAUGGAGCCGAUUUAGCGUCAAUCAACAGCGAUGGUGAGCUGGCGGUAGAUUUGGCCAGCUCGGACGCCAUGGAAGAUCUCAUCCAGCAUCAUCUCGACGAGCAGGGCAUUGAUUGCGAUGAGGCACGUCAGGCGGAGGAGCGUAUCAUGUUGAGCGAUGCCACCAAGUGGCUCCGUACGGACAGUUCCGACUGUGAUAAGGCACACCCGAAGACGGGUGCUACCGCGAUCCAUGUUGCGGCCGCCAAAGGCUACAUCGGUGUGCUGAAACUACUGCUCGAAGGUCGGGGUGAUAUCGAUCGGCAGGAUGUUGACGGAUGGACACCACUGCAUGCGGCCGCCUAUUGGGGCCAGAAGGAAGCCACACAGAUGCUGUUGAAUGCUAGUGCAGACAUCGACAUCCAGAACUACAGUGGCCAGUUGGCGAUCGACAUUGCCCAGGACGAUAUCGUGCCUUUGCUGAAGGAUGCUCGCAAGAACGUGAAGCGCACGAAGCGCAGACCACCUAGUCACGGAAAUAGGAUUACGGAUAAUUUAGAAAAUAGUACGGAAACACCGACCAAGGUGAUUCGGGUCGAGGUGAAGCCGAUUGACAGCAACAAGGAGAAGGAAGCUGGAUCCGUCGCCGUCGCCCACGACGACGACGACGAAGAUGUUCACGUUGCACAACAAGAACCAUCGUAUGGCCCAGAAGAACCAGAAGAAGAAGAAUCAAAUGAAAAAGAUGAAGAGGAGGAAGAGGAGACGAUGGAUGAUACGGUAGACGAGGAGCUAGACGAGGAAGAGGCGGAGGAGGAUGAAGAGGAGGAAGAGGAAGAGGAAGAAGGGGAUGAGGAUGACGAACAGGAGCAAGUGGUGGCCAUUGAGAAAACGAAACAUUCUGCCCAGGAUGUACCCGAUUCGAUCGGAGGAGGAUUAUCGUAUCAGCGAGUUACCGGGCAGGCAAUUCGAUUAGAUGGUGAUAAUCAAUCCAACCAACUUAAAGAUGCUGAUAGCGAAGUGGAAGAGGAAGAAGAUGCCAGCGUUUCGUCGGAACCGUACUCAUCCUCGAAUCCAUCGGCUGAUAGUAGUUUAACCGAAUCCGAAACAGAUGAACUCUUACCGCGACCUGUACCAAUCAUCUCUCGGCCGGCACCGGUACCACUGACUACGCAAAUCGUAGUCCCGAAGGCACGUGUGACAGAAUCGGUACACUCGGCAAAUACUACGACGGCAGUACCUGUUAACAAUCCUCCUCCACCAACGGCACCAUGGCGCCGCCAGCGUGCCAUACCGACGCCCGUUCCGCGCCAAUUCUACGAGGACCAACCAACACAGCCCGCAACAGUAUCACGUUCGACGGACGACGUCGACUACGCUAACCUCUAUUUCACGUCCAAGCGCAACCUUUCGGAAAAGGAAAAUAAACCAACCGAACCGGAUGUGAUACUCAGGAGAACCCAGAGCUUCGAGAGCGAUGAAAAGUUCUACCAGAGGUAUGCAGAGCUGCGAGCACGAAUACAGGCUAACUCAUGCCCUCACACUAUCCUACCAUCGACGCCUAUUAACACUAAAACCAGUUCUGCCUCCAACAACAACAACAACAACAGCAGCAACACCAAUAAUAAUAACAACAAUACUACCACUACUACGGUGUCGACGCCGACAUCAAACAUAUCGUCGUACCUGGUGCAGCGGUCCGCUUCACUCAAGGAUCAUCGGACAUUAAGGAAAACAGCCAGCAAUUUGGUCAUUGGAAGCACAACAACAUCACCAUCGUCAGCUACUGGACCUAUGUCCGGCAUACCCACUAAUACCAGCAUUGUGCCUCCAGCAACCGGUACAGCCACUGCAGUAAGCCAAGCAACGAACAACACAACCGGCAACGCUAACGCAACCUCUGGUGCCGUGUCACCGCCGACCAGUCCUUCCGGAACACCGACAACGACACCCACUGCCGGACAGAUCAGGAGAUCAUUUGUACCACCGACGCGGGAUGAAGAAAGCGAAACUCAACGAAAGGCUCAUGCUAAGCGCGUACGAGAGACGCGUCGCUCAACGCAAGGUGUCACUCUGGAUGAGAUCAAGAGCGCUGAACAGCUUGUCAAGAAGAAGAAUGCUUCAGGAUCCGGCAACGAAAACGACACAACGGCAUUGGUGACUGCAACAUCCGCUAGUACAACGAUCACGCCAUCAUCACCAUCCUCAUUAUCAUCCUCUACAUCACCCUCAUUCACCAACAACGCCAACGCGACAACGAUAUCGGGCACCGCGUCCAUCAACGAUCGUGUGCCGUCGGUUGGAGAGAUCAGUGAUCAACAACAGCAACGCGGUAAUCAUGUUGCGGAAGGACUCGGAAAAGGUUCCAGCAGUGAGGUAAAAAUGGACGAUGUUGCUGUGUGUGCCAGUUUUACGCUUGCUGCACCGGGAACGUCUAGUGAAGGCGGUGGCGAUGGUGGAGGAGGCAACCGAAGGCAUCGUCGAAGUGUGGGCGGAAAUGAUGGGGAAGAGGAUGACAGUAAAGUGACGGUCUCUUAUACCAUAAGUGCUCCCGUACGGCAGAGUUCACCCAGUCCACGGACGACCGUGAACAACUCCAAAGAAAGCACCGAUCCACUAGCAGGAAGCGAUAUGGGGGGCGAUGUUCCUGUCGUAUCGGCCACGUUCCACGUGCCAGCGGUGUCCGAUGCGGAAGGUGUUGCAACCACUGCCACCAUCCGAACGACCGCAACUGCGGGUGGUAUCGUGAGUAAUAGCGAUAGUAAUACCACCUCCACCAUCACCAACACCACCUCCAACAACAACACCACCAGUGCAUCCUCUAAUACCAACCACAACACAGCCGCAACCUACACUAAACGUUCACUGUUCGAUAUCGAUAAUGCGAACUCACUAACAUUGGCCGAAAAGCUACGCCACGAGGCAAACAAGUAUGCCAUCGCGGCAGUAGCGGAUGGCGAUCUGGACAGCCAUCUUGUCACCCGGGUGCCAAAUAGCAAUAGCACUACUAAUAGUGGCGGAGAAAGUAACAGUAACAGCGGCAGCAGUACAAACGCACCUGUGGACAAUAGUGCUGUGAGUGCUGCUGCUGCCGGUUCUGCCGUACCGCCGUCGCCGACGCUACGGAAGUCGGCGGAUUCCGUUGCAACGACGGGUGCAACAGCCGAACGAAGGCCCUCGUGGCGGUUGAAAGUGGACGGUGGCAGCAAGUUCAAACUGGAAGAUGCGUCCACACCGAAUGCCGCCACACAGUCAUCGUCGGUAGCGACCGGUUCGGUGUAUGAAUCCGUCCCCGCUACUCAGGCAACAGAGCACGGUUUGACCACUACUAAGCUCACCUCCUCGUCGGCGCUGGCUCAACGGAGGGCGCAGCAACAGAAUGGUGACAGUACCACUACCGGGACAACAGGUUCCAGCAUUGCCGGUACCGCCGGUUCACGGCCACUAUCAACGUCGGGUCUUGCCGCUGGCGAACAGUAUAAUCGCGUGCCUGGAAGCGCUGCAUCUGCUGGAGAACAGACCGCAACAGCCAACAGUGGUGACGCUAGUCCACUACACCAUCUUCGGCGGCCACCAAAGUCGACAACGGGAGGUGAAGAGAAUAAGGAGAAUGACAAAGAGAACGACAACCGCAGUACGGCACAGGCGACGCAGGCGGUCAUCCAACGGCGCCGGCGACAGAAGCGUCGUUCGACCGGUGUUGUCUCCAUGGGCAUAGAGGAUCUUGAUCCUGAUAGGCAAGAUUCGCCCGUGGAUGGUGAUGACAAAGAGACUGGCUCGGAACGGGGUCGAUCGCGCGUCGGCUCGACCGCCUCCGAGUUGGACACGGGAAACCAGCCGCAAGAUUCCACACGGGAAAAUGGUGGCGACUGUAUCGACUAUAAAGCUCUCUAUGAACAGGAAAAAGCCGAUAAUGAUAAGCUUAAGAUGGCACUACGAAAGAAGGAUGAGGAGGUGGUAACGCUUAAGGGAGCCCUUGAUCGAUUUACUACAGCGACCACCAAAAACAACUCACUGUCGGAGCUCGAGAAGCGCGAACGGCGCGCCAUGGAACGGAAGAUGUCUGAGAUGGAAGAGGAGUUGAAGCUAUUGGAAGCACUCAGAACGGAAAACCAACGACUUAAGGAUGAAAACGGUGCCCUUAUUCGUGUGAUCAGCAAGCUGAGUAGAUAAUGUGUGCCGGCGGAAAGUGCGGAUAUCUUUCUGAUAGUAAACACACACACACACACGAACACUUUCCAUCACAACCAGCAAAACAAAAGGUCAACGUAUUCUCGUAGAGGACAGAAGACAAUAUUUGAAGGCUACUGCUGCUUUCCGAUCCCCUCGUUGCCUCGUUUCCUUUUUUUUCUCCCACGUCCCCCAUAAAACAGUUUCUAUCCACCGAAUAAUAUAUAAAUGUAUACAGUGAGCGUCCAUUUGCCGUGCCUCAAAUUAGAUCGUGAUCGGGCACGCCAUUAUUUGCCCAGGGCGAGGACGGAAGCUGUCCGGCGUGCGCGCGCGUGUGUUUGUGUGUGUGUGUGAUGGUUGAUCGGAUGUGAAAUGCUGAUCUCUGGCCACUUCUUCCUGUACGACUCGCCUAUAGAAAAACUAAACGUACACAACAUGGGAACACUUUAGGGAUUGCAUUGUGCGCGCAUAUUUGCAAGGCUGUUGACUAGUGCUUAGCGAAAAACGUAUGAACCGCGCCCCCUCCCCUAUUUUGCAUUCUGCUUUUAGUAGAUAGGAAGGUGUAACCGGAACCCUUCUUUCAUUCGGAGCCUCUACUCUGUUAUUAGAUCCUUCUGCGGUGUAGAUAGAAGUUAGUUAGGAUGAAUGGAAACGAUAAACUGUGAAGAAGGUAGAAAGGGGAAAGAGAUUUCAAGCUUAUUAAGGAGCAAUAAGAAAGCCACAGAGAGACUGGUGGAGAUAUUCAAGGGAAGAUAUUUGUAGUACGGCCGUGGUGUUUAAACCCGGCUUUAAAAGGGUUUAAGCAUUUGCGCGUUACAGCUAUAGUAUAGAAGAUCCCAAUCGUUUGUAGAUGGAGCACAGUACGCUCGAAUUAUGUGUGUGGUGUGCGUGUGUGAGUGUAAUAUAAAUUCUUGCGUAGUCAGUCAUCCGCAUGUCCGAUACGCCAAAACCUCAAGCUUCUACUCAGACAAUUGUAUACGUUUUUCGAUUUAUAGUUUUCGUUUCGCUUAUACUUAACUUCGUUUAAAGACACGUGUCAGUGAAAGAAUCCUUAUUUGUACGAACUUUAAUUUUUUUAUAAUGUUUUUUUCUCUUCAUUUUUGUUGAGUAUUAUUAUUGUCUUAUCUAUAUGCACACACUUUUACCUAUCGGAUGUCGGAAUGGAAUGUGUUAAUUUAAAUUAAAUUCACGGAUGUAACGGUAAUGCACCUGAAACGUGCCAAGCAAAGGAUUUAAAUGCGCCAAUAAUAGUGGCAAAACACUUAGAAUUAUGUAUUGUUUCACAUUGUCUAGAUUACGUCCAUUUAUGAACUAUGUUGCUUGAAGCGCACACACCUAGUUGGGGACCGGAGGCAGACAGAUCGUGGAAUUGUACAAGAAUAGUAGAAGAUUCACACGUAAAACAGAAAAAUGUAAAUGAUUGCAAAAGCGUGCAGGAAAGGCAACCACAAACGUGCACUUGUUUGGGUCGCUGUAUGUGUACGGGAAAGCUAGUAAAGAAUGAUUUGAAUAUAUGAUAUUUUGUUUCGGUUGUAGAAAGUAAGAGCGAAGGCAAGGAAUUACAGGGAAAAUUAAGGAAGCAGAAAUGUGGAAGAGCAUUGCAAUGAGGACGAUAUGUAGAUGUUUAUGCUAAAUUAAAGUACUAGAACAAAACGAAUGAUAGUUAGAAUGGAAAGGAAUCAGCCAUCACUGAGUGGAAUCGUUUUUUUUGUUAUCGAUUUCUGUAAUUAUCAAUCAAUCGAAUCAAAACAAACACAUUGACCCAAGGGUUUUCGUUUUUUUCCAAUUUUAUUUCUUAAUCUUUUACACGGUACCCGUGUUGCACUAUGUGUGCCCCCCCGACGGGCCUUGUUUAAGUGCAUUCUGCAUUCUACAAUGUGUUGUGUUUGUUAACUUUUAUUUGAUCUCGCAUUUAUUUUUCAUUUUCUACCAUUUUUAUAUAUGGGCCAAUCACACACACACACAGACACGCCUGAAGGGCGAGAUAUAUUUAUAGGUAAAACUGUGUACCCUUUCUCCGCUCGACAAGAAGAGAUGAAAACCGGCAAAUUUAACAAACGAUGCACAUGCACAUAUGGACAAAGGCGUGUGCAAAAACCCAGCACACACGCAUACAUACACACACCAUCGCACACGUACACAAGAACACGUUUGAUAAAUUAUGUCUAUUCGCAUCAUUGUCCAUUACAAUUAUUACUAUCUUUACUCUGUUCUUUUUAAACUGUAAUUAUUAUUAAUAUUAUGAUUAUUAAACUAUUAUGUAGAUUUUUUUUUUAUUUGAUAGGCGACCAAUUGCGAUAAACUCGGAUGAUUUAAAUAAAGAGGAAAAACUGAAUCCAACAGA
Molecule: messenger RNA, 7752 nt
Organism: Anopheles funestus (African malaria mosquito)
Lineage: Eukaryota; Metazoa; Arthropoda; Insecta; Diptera; Culicidae
Gene: Mbs
Product: protein phosphatase 1 regulatory subunit 12A
Exons: 18
Coding region: 861-5411 (1516 amino acids)
Cellular component (GO): cytoplasm
Molecular function (GO): enzyme inhibitor activity; phosphatase regulator activity; protein kinase binding
Source: RefSeq, a predicted model, not a curated record